AGCGCGGGGGCCCGCCGGGCUACGGGGCCGGCGCCGAGGCAGCGCGGCACGGCCCCGCGCCAGGCCCGGGAGCCGCAGCUUCGCCGCACGCCGGCCGGCGCGGCCCCGAGGCCCGAGCCAUGGAAUCGGAGGAGGAGCAGCACAUGACCACGCUGCUGUGCAUGGGCUUCUCGGACCCGGCCACCAUCCGCAAGGCCCUGCGCCUGGCCAAGAACGACAUCAACGAGGCCGUGGCGCUGCUCACCAACGAGCGCCCGGGCCUGGACUACGGCGGCUACGAGCCCAUGGAUAGCGGCGGCCCCAGCCCGGGGCCGGGCGGCGGCCCACGGGGCGACGGCGGCGGCGGCGGAGACGGCGGCGGGCCUUCCCGCGGCGGGAGCACCGGAGGGGGCGGCGGCUUCGACCCCCCGCCCGCCUACCACGAAGUGGUGGACGCGGAGAAGAAUGAUGAAAAUGGAAACUGCUCAGGAGAAGGAAUCGAAUUCCCUACAACAAAUUUGUAUGAGCUGGAAAGCCGAGUUUUGACUGAUCAUUGGUCUAUCCCGUACAAGCGAGAAGAGUCCCUAGGCAAAUGUCUGCUGGCUUCCACCUACUUAGCAAGACUUGGUCUUUCAGAGUCUGAUGAGAACUGCAAAAGAUUUAUGGAGCGGUGUAUGCCUGAGGCAUUUAAAAAGCUCCUGACAUCAAGUGCUGUUCACAAGUGGGGAACUGAAAUUCAUGAAGGAAUCUAUAACAUGCUGAUGCUACUAAUAGAACUGGUUGCAGAGAGAAUGAAACAGGAUCCAAUUCCCAUUGGUCUCCUAGGCGUGCUUACAAUGGCUUUCAAUCCUGAUAAUGAAUACCACUUUAAAAACAGAAUGAAAGUGUCUCAGAGGAAUUGGGCAGAGGUGUUUGGAGAGGGAAAUAUGUUUGCAAUUUCACCCGUGUCUACCUUCCAAAAGGAGCCUCAUGGAUGGGUUGUGGACUUGGUAAAUAAGUUUGGAGAAUUAGGUGGAUUUGCAGCAAUCCAAGCCAAACUUCACUCAGAAGAUAUAGAACUUGGGGCCGUGUCAGCACUGAUCCAGCCCUUAGGGGUGUGUGCAGAGUACCUAAAUUCCUCCGUGGUGCAGCCUAUGCUGGACCCAGUUAUCCUCACCACAAUCCAGGAUGUGCGGAGUGUGGAGGAGAAAGACCUCAAAGACAAGAGAUUGGUUAGCAUCCCUGAGCUCUUGUCUGCCAUUAAGCUACUUUGCAUGCGUUUCCAACCGGAGCUGGUGACAAUUGUGGAUGACCUUCGCCUUGACAUCUUGCUGCGCAUGCUGAAAUCACCACAUUUUAGUGCUAAAAUGAAUUCCCUCAAAGAAGUAACCAAACUAAUAGAAGAUAGUACCUUAGCCAAGUCUGUGAAGAAUGCUAUAGAUACAGACAGAUUAUUAGACUGGCUAGUUGAAAACUCAGUUCUGUCAAUUGCACUGGAAGGCAACAUAGACCAAGCGCAAUACUGUGAUCGCAUAAAGGGAAUUAUUGAACUCCUGGGAAGUAAAUUGUCACUAGAUGAACUCACUAAAAUUUGGAAGAUACAGUCAGGACAGUCAUCCACAGUCAUAGAGAACAUUCACACUAUUGUGGCCGCAGCAGCUGUGAAGUUUAAUGCAGACCAGCUUAAUCAUUUGUUCGUUCUCAUUCAGAAGAGCUGGGAGACUGAGAGUGACAGAGUCAGACAGAAGCUGCUGAGCCUGAUUGGACGGAUAGGCCGGGAGGCUCGAUUUGAGGCCACUUCUGGAAAGGUGCUAGAUGUUCUCUGGGAACUGGCUCACCUUCCAACCUUGCCCAGUAGCCUCAUUCAGCAAGCCUUGGAGGAGCACCUGACAAUCCUUAGUGAUGCCUAUGCCGUGAAGGAAGCAAUCAAGAGGAACUACAUCAUUAAAUGCAUAGAAGACAUUAAAAGGCCUGGAGAAUGGUCGGGUUUGGAAAAAAACAAGAAAGAUGGAUUUAAGCCGUCUCAACUUAAUAAUCCACAGUUUGUAUGGGUGGUACCAGCUUUGCGUCAGCUCCAUGAAAUCACUCGUUCAUUUAUAAAACAAACCUAUCAAAAGCAAGACAAGAGCAUCAUUCAAGACCUGAAGAAAAACUUUGAAAUAGUCAAAUUGGUAACAGGAAGUUUACUAGCUUGUCAUCGGCUUGCAGCGGCCGUGGCUGGGCCUGGAGGCUUGACUGGCUUGACACUGGUGGAUGGCCGCUACACUUACCGGGAGUAUUUAGAAGCACAUCUGAAAUUUUUGGCAUUUUUCUUACAAGAAGCUACACUGUAUCUUGGGUGGAACCGAGCCAAAGAAAUCUGGGAGUGCCUUGUGACUGGCCAGGACGUGUGCGAGUUAGACCGAGAGAUGUGCUUUGAGUGGUUUACAAAAGGGCAGCACGAUCUGGAGAGCGACGUUCAGCAGCAGCUCUUCAAGGAGAAAAUUCUGAAAUUGGAGUCAUAUGAAAUCACUAUGAAUGGUUUCAACUUAUUUAAGACUUUUUUUGAAAAUGUGAAUCUCUGUGAUCAUCGAUUGAAAAGACAAGGAGCUCAGUUGUAUGUAGAAAAGCUGGAAUUGAUGGGAAUGGAUUUCAUUUGGAAAAUAGCCAUGGAAUCACCUGAUGAAGAAAUUGCUAAUGAAGCUAUUCAAUUAAUCAUAAAUUACAGUUACAUUAAUCUAAAUCCUAGGUUAAAGAAGGACUCAGUGUCUUUACAUAAGAAAUUCAUUGCUGAUUGCUAUACAAGACUAGAAGCAGCCAGUUCAGCACUUGGUGGCCCCACUCUAACACACGCUGUGACCCGAGCAACCAAAAUGCUCACGGCAACCGCCAUGCCAACUGUGGCAACAUCAGUUCAGUCUCCGUACAGAUCAACAAAACUUGUGAUAAUCGAGAGAUUGCUUCUUCUGGCAGAACGCUAUGUGAUCACAAUAGAGGAUUUUUACUCUGUUCCGCGAACUAUUCUACCUCAUGGUGCCUCAUUUCAUGGACAUCUUUUAACUCUUAAUGUUACCUAUGAGUCUACCAAAGAUACCUUCACUGUAGAGGCUCACAGUAAUGAAACCAUAGGCAGUGUCCGGUGGAAGAUAGCCAAACAGCUGUGCUCUCCUGUGGACAACAUACAGAUAUUUACAAACGAUAGUCUGCUGACAGUGAAUAAAGAUCAAAAGCUCCUCCACCAGCUGGGGUUUUCUGAUGAACAAGUUCUGACUGUGAAGACCUCUGGCAGUGGGACCCCCUCGGGGAGCUCGGCAGACUCCUCAACCAGCUCCAGCAGCAGCAGCAGCGGGGUUUUCAGUUCAUCGUAUGCCAUGGAACAGGAGAAAUCUCUCCCUGGUGUGGUGAUGGCGCUUGUAUGCAAUGUGUUUGACAUGCUGUACCAACUUGCUAAUCUAGAGGAGCCAAGGAUAACUCUACGAGUACGGAAGCUCUUGCUCUUGAUACCCACUGAUCCAGCUAUUCAGGAAGCCCUUGAUCAGUUGGAUUCUUUAGGAAGAAAGAAGACCUUGCUCACUGAAACAAGCUCCCAGUCUUCAAAGUCUCCAUCACUUUCGUCAAAGCAGCAGCAUCAGCCAAGCGCCAGCUCCAUCCUUGAAAGUUUGUUUCGCUCCUUUGCUCCUGGCAUGUCAACCUUCAGAGUGCUCUACAACUUAGAAGUCCUAAGCUCCAAGCUCAUGCCAACAGCUGAUGAUGACAUGGCAAGAAGCUGUGCGAAAUCCUUCUGUGAGAACUUCCUCAAGGCUGGAGGCUUGAGUUUGGUUGUGAAUGUCAUGCAGAGAGAUUCCAUCCCAUCGGAAGUAGACUAUGAGACAAGGCAGGGUGUUUAUUCUAUCUGUCUACAACUUGCACGGUUUUUACUUGUUGGUCAGACAAUGCCAACGACACUAGAUGAAGACCUCACCAAAGAUGGCAUAGAAGCCCUUUCUUCCCGUCCAUUCCGAAACGUCAGCCGGCAGACGAGCAGACAGAUGUCCCUGUGUGGGACCCCAGAAAAGUCAUCCUACAGACAGUUGUCAGUAUCAGACAGGUCUUCCAUCAGGGUCGAGGAAAUCAUUCCUGCUGCUCGAGUCGCAAUUCAGACUAUGGAAGCCAGUGAUUUCACUGCCACUGUGGCUUGUUUCAUGAGACUGUCAUGGGCUGCAGCUGCAGGACGGCUUGACCUUGUUGGAAGUAGCCAGCCGAUUAAAGAAAGUAAUUCUCUGUUUCCUGCUGGGAUUAGAAACAGACUCAGCAGUUCAGGAAGCAAUUGCAGCUCUGGCAGUGAAGGAGAGCCAGCAGCCCUGCAUGCUGGGAUCUGUGUUCGGCAGCAGUCUGUGUCCACGAAAGACGCCCUGAUUGCUGGAGAGGCUUUGUCUCUUCUUGUUACAUGCCUGCAGCUUCGGAGUCAGCAACUGGCAUCAUUCUAUAGUUUGCCAUGUGUUGCUGAUUUCAUCAUCGAUAUUCUGCUUGGAUCACCAAGUGCUGAGAUCCGCCGGGUCGCCUGCGAUCAGCUGUACACUCUUAGUCAGACAGACACUUCAUCGCAUCCAGAAGUGCAGAAGCCAAAUCAGUUCCUCUUGGGCGUCGUUCUCACAGCUCAGCUGCCUCUCUGGUCCCCAACCAGUAUCAUGAGAGGAGUCAACCAGAGACUGCUGUCUCAGUGUAUGGAGUACUUUGAUUUGCGGUGCCAGUUAUUAGAUGAUCUGACAACUUCAGAAAUGGAGCAGUUACGAAUCAGCCCAGCUACCAUGCUGGAAGAUGAGAUUACAUGGCUGGAUAACUUUGAACCUAAUCGGACAGCAGAGUGUGAGACCAGUGAAGCGGACAACAUCUUACUAGCAGGACACCUGAGGCUCAUUAAGACCCUGCUUUCACUCUGCGGGGCAGAGAAGGAAAUGCUGGGUUCAUCGCUCAUUAAACCAUUGUUAGAUGACUUCCUUUUCCGAGCCUCUAGAAUUAUUUUAAAUAGUCAUUCUCCAGCUGGCAGUGCCGCCAUCAGUCAACAGGACUUUCACCCAAAGUGUAGUACAGUCAAUAGUCGAUUGGCGGCCUAUGAAGUUCUUGUGAUGUUAGCCGACAGUUCACCUUCCAAUCUUCAGAUUAUUACAAAAGAACUACUUUCAAUGCAUCAUCAGCCUGACCCUGCUCUCACUAAGGAGUUUGAUUACCUUCCCCCCGUGGACAGCAGAUCCAGCUCAGGGUUUGUGGGGCUGAGAAAUGGCGGCGCUACGUGUUACAUGAACGCCGUCUUCCAGCAGCUGUAUAUGCAGCCGGGGCUCCCUGAGUCACUUCUUUCAGUGGAUGAUGACACAGACAAUCCAGAUGACAGUGUGUUCUACCAAGUGCAGUCUCUCUUCGGGCAUUUGAUGGAGAGCAAGCUGCAGUAUUAUGUGCCUGAGAACUUCUGGAAGAUCUUCAAGAUGUGGAACAAGGAGCUUUAUGUGAGAGAGCAGCAGGAUGCAUACGAGUUCUUCACGAGUCUCAUUGAUCAGAUGGAUGAGUGUCUCAAGAAAAUGGGACGAGAACAAAUUUUUAAGAAUACUUUCCAGGGCAUCUAUUCUGAUCAGAAGAUCUGUAAAGAUUGUCCUCACAGAUAUGAGCGUGAGGAAGCUUUCAUGGCUCUCAAUCUAGGAGUUACUUCUUGCCAAAGCUUGGAGAUUUCUUUGGACCAGUUUGUUAGAGGUGAAGUUCUAGAAGGAAGUAAUGCAUACUACUGUGAAAAGUGUAAAGAAAAGAGAAUAACAGUGAAAAGAACAUGCAUUAAGUCUUUACCAAGUGUGUUGGUAAUUCACCUGAUGAGAUUUGGCUUUGACUGGGAGAGUGGACGGUCCAUUAAAUACGAUGAACAAAUACGGUUUCCCUGGAUGCUAAACAUGGAGCCUUACACAGUUUCAGGAAUGGCUCGCCAGGAUUCAUCGUCUGAAGUUGGUGAAAAUGGGAGGAAUAUGGAUCAAGGAGGUGGAGGAUCCCCACGGAAAAAAGUUGCCCUCACAGAAAACUAUGAGCUUGUUGGUGUGAUUGUUCACAGUGGGCAGGCACACGCCGGCCAUUACUAUUCCUUCAUUAAGGACAGGCGGGGGUGUGGAAAAGGAAAAUGGUAUAAAUUUAAUGAUACCGUUAUAGAAGAAUUUGACCUAAAUGAUGAAACCCUGGAGUAUGAAUGCUUUGGAGGAGAAUAUAGACCAAAAGUUUAUGAUCAAACAAACCCCUACACUGAUGUCCGCCGAAGAUACUGGAAUGCCUACAUGCUCUUCUACCAAAGGGUGUCUGACCAGAAUUCCCCUGUGCUGCCAAAGAAAAGUCGAGUCAGUGUUGUAAGGCAGGAAGCCGAGGAUCUCUCUCUAUCAGCUCCAUCUUCACCUGAGAUUUCACCUCAGUCCUCUCCUCGGCCCCACAGGCCUAAUAAUGACCGCCUCUCUAUUCUAACCAAGCUGGUUAGGAAAGGUGAAAAGAAAGGACUGUUUGUGGAGAAAAUGCCUGCUCGAAUAUACCAGAUGGUGAGAGAUGAAAACCUCAAGUUCAUGAAGAAUAGAGAUGUGUAUAGUAGUGAUUACUUCAGUUUUGUUUUGUCUUUAGCUUCAUUGAAUGCUACUAAGUUGAAGCACCCAUAUUAUCCUUGCAUGGCAAAGGUGAGCUUGCAGCUUGCCAUUCAAUUCCUUUUCCAAACUUAUCUACGGACAAAGAAAAAACUCAGGGUUGAUACUGAAGAAUGGAUUGCUACCAUUGAAGCAUUACUUUCGAAAAGUUUGGAUGCUUGUCAGUGGCUUGUUGAAUAUUUUAUUAGCUCUGAAGGACGAGAAUUGGUAAAGGUUUUCUUGUUGGAGUGCAGUGUGAGAGAAGUACGAGUUGCUGUGGCCACCAUUCUGGAGAAGACCUUAGACAGUGCCUUGUUUUAUCAGGAUAAGUUAAAAAGCCUUCAUCAGUUACUGGAAGUCCUGCUUGCUCUUUUGGAUAAAGAUGUCCCAGAAAAUUGUAAAAACUGUGCUCAGUACUUUUCCCUAUUCAACACUUUUGUACAAAAGCAAGGUAUUAGGGCUGGAGAUCUUCUCCUGCGGCACUCGGCACUGCGGCACAUGAUCAGCUUCCUCCUCGGAGUCAGUCGACAGAACAGUCAGAUACGCCGAUGGAGUUCAGCACAGGCACGGGAGUUUGGCAAUCUCCACAACACUGUCGCGUUGCUGGUCCUGCAUACAGACGUCUCUUCCCAGAGGAAUGUUGCUCCUGGCGUAUUUAAACAACGACCACCGGUCAGUGUGGCUCCUUCCCGCCCGCUGCUGCCCCUCCACCAGGAAGUCGAAGCCUUACUCUUCUUGUCUGAGGGGAAGCCUUACCUGUUAGAGGUCAUGUUUGCUCUGCGAGAGCUGACUGGCUCCCUCCUGGCGCUCAUGGAGAUGGUGGUGUACUGCUGCUUCUGUAAUGAGCACUUUUCCUUCACGAUGCUGCAUUUCAUUAAGAAUCAGCUAGAAACUGCUCCGCCCCAUGAGUUAAAGAAUACAUUCCAGCUACUGCACGAGAUAUUGGUCAUUGAAGAUCCUAUACAAGUCGAGCGAGUCAAGUUCGUAUUUGAGACAGAAAAUGGAUUACUAGCCUUGAUGCACCACAGUAAUCAUGUGGACAGCAGUCGUUGCUACCAGUGUGUCAAAUUUCUUGUCACUCUUGCUCAAAAGUGUCCUGCUGCUAAAGAAUAUUUCAAGGAGAACUCCCACCACUGGAGUUGGGCUGUGCAGUGGUUACAGAAAAAGAUGUCAGAGCAUUAUUGGACGCCACAGAGCAACGUCUCUAAUGAAACCUCAACUGGAAAAACCUUUCAGCGAACCAUCUCAGCUCAGGACACAUUGGCAUAUGCCACAGCUUUGCUGAAUGAAAAAGAGCAAUCAGGAAGCAGCAAUGGGUCAGAGAGCAGUCCUGCCAAUGAGAAUGGAGAGAGACACUUACAACAGGGUUCGGAAUCUCCCAUGAUGAUUGGUGAAUUAAGAAGUGACCUUGAUGAUGUUGAUCCUUAGAGCCGUGUGCCCACAUAGGAUGCUCAGCACCUUUUGGAAACCAGAAUCUCAUCCUUGAAGGCCUUAGAAGAGCCUUGCGUGGGAGCAGGAGUGUGACGAGGACCGGUUGCUCCAGAGGAGACUCUUCUGGCCAGCAGCCAGCUGGGAGCUGUUGGGAGGUUCUGCACAUGGACCAGCUGUCCCCGGCUCUGCGUGUGCAUUGACACAUGGUUUUAGGAAAUAAAGCUGGUGGCAAGCGUCUGAUACAUGAACAUAGAGUGAGGGCGAAGGGAUAAAGCUAUGGCUCUCUCUGUGACACACCGAGAGGAAAUCCUUUGGUUUUUAUAUUUUUAGUUAUGUGAGGGAAAAUUUUUAAUCUGCAGUAACAUUGAAUAGGAAUAUUCAAUUUAGAAUGAUGUAAAGAUGUGGUAGAAUUCCUUUUGUUGUAAAAUAGUAAUUGAAUCAAGUUUACACAGACCUUUGUAUUUAAUAUGUCUCCCUCUUUGUACAGAAUCUCUGGUUUGUCUGGGUGAGAGACCUCAGCAUAAUCUUAGAUCUUGAUGACAUGCUUCCAGUAUCAGAAAUUGUGGCAUUAUUAAGCUCUUUAAGGUAUUUUCUGAUUCAAGAUUGAAAAGAGCAAUAAGAAAUUUAAAACAAAACAAAACAAAAAGCUAUGUUCUCUAGAAGAAUAGGGUGCAUUCUCUGAAGUCAGUCACUGAAGAAUGAUGGGUUGUUCCCAAAAUAAAAUUUAAAACAACAAAAUUAAAAGCACUUUAUAAGUUUAUUGAGUUUGACUUCAUAAAAAUAUCUUUUUAAUGCUUGGAGACAUAUUGAAUAAACUAGUCUUAAGUCAUGUGAUCUGCAAUCAUUUGUUUUGCUUAAACGUAAUUCCUGUGACCCUUGUAUUGAUUGUAUAUUGAGUUAAAUACCAAGCUGGGAGCUGCUGCUGUGUGAGAUUCAUCAUAAUUUUACUGCAGAGAAAGAAUUCAAGACUUUGUUUCUUCUUGACGUGACUGAUGCUGAAAGACAAGAUUUUAAAACUUGCUUUCUCUGACAUCGCUGGAGGGUUGUAAGACACCACCCAUUCUGUUGCAUUUGCCAACAUGGCAGCUCUCGCUUACUUCAGGCUGUGGUUACACAGCCAUUUCCUGUGAUCUGUGCAUUUUAUAUGUUGAAUUGCUCAGUUACAGCCUUGUUUCAACUUUAGUUACAUGUUCUGCCUUAUUUUCCACUUGCCAUGCACAGGAAUGGGGGAGCCUCUGGAAGUGCCAGGUCGCCACUGUCAGCUAGAUUUGCCAAGUCAAAGAGGCACAGCCAGCCCCAAAGUGCCUUUUUGGUUGCUUUUGCAUUGUGAGGACGCGUGGUAGGCAGGUGGCAUUCCCUGCUGUGUGCUUCAGGGAGCCUUUAUCUCACUAUUGAGCCGUAGAUGCUCCAUGCAGCCAGCUUCAUUUGUGGGCGCUGUGAUCUAACAGGCCAGCUUUGGUCAAACUCACGAAGAUGGAAGGGACAGCAUGGAAGAGCAUAGCUGUGUCCUCAGGGAAACAGACAGGCAGGUGAUCUGAGUCUGGUGUUCUAGUGUUUGGAUGUGAGGGUCUAAAAUUGAUUUUGAAUACCUGAACACCCAUGUCCCAUUGUUUCCCUUCCUGAUUCACGACCUCUCCACACCCAUGCUUGCAGAAAGAUUAUGUGGGACACACAUUGAAAUGCCAGCGAUGAUACACAGAGGGAUGUCAUUGCCGGCAGCUGUACUCAGGAGCCCCAAUUCAGGAGUGAAAUUGCCACUUCUAGUCAGUCCCCUUAUUUCCUAUGGAAACGACGCCUUCCGCCCCUGCACCUGCUGUCCUCACGCAAAGCUGCAUCAGGAGCACCGGCACGGUUCACUUUGGUCCAUCUUCUUCCCUUGUUGCUGCAGUGAGCAUCCUUCCACAUCACCAAUAACCACUUGAUUUCCAACAGCUUCAGUCCACUAAUACUGAGGACUUUUUUAAAUGCUACAAAGUGACAAUUAUGACAGGCCUGCCUUGAAAGAGUUGUCAUUUUUACUGCCAAUUUUUGGAUGAAGAUGUUUUUAUAAUCUUUUACAGUGGUCUGCAAUCAAGCAGGAAUUGCACAAUUGACUCAAUGCUGUGUGUUCUCAAGAAGCUCCUUCAGUCCAGGCUGACCUCAGGACUGCUCUCCUGCCUCUAAGGCAUCCUGGGACAGACAGAUGAGCCUCCCACAGGCAGCUUGCCUGGAGUCCCCCAGGUGGACCCUCCUGGUUGCCAACAGCUAUUAGCCGUAAGACCCAGAGCCUGAGCCACCAGACUCACCUGGCCUGCGCCACCCCCCCGCCCCCACCCCCACCCUGCUAACACCAAGGUGUGUACAGCAGCUUUUGAGCUUGGAACAAGCAGACUGGAAUUUUCCUCUGCUACCUCUUGUGUACAAAAUCUUGUUUAUAAAACUUCGAAAGCAAGUAGAUGAACUAGGGGAAGGCUCUGGAUUCUGAAUUUGGUUCAUGUGUGGUGGAGUUCUUAGCUUCUAAGAGUAUAAAAUAAAUUUUUCAAAAAUGUA
Meriones unguiculatus (Mongolian gerbil) is the source of this 10511-nucleotide messenger RNA. It is a transcript of the gene Usp24, whose product is annotated as ubiquitin specific peptidase 24. Gene Ontology annotation, biological process: protein deubiquitination. Gene Ontology annotation, cellular component: nucleus; cytosol. The transcript has 68 exons. The coding region runs from base 120 to 7979 and encodes 2619 amino acids. The record is from RefSeq and is a predicted model, not a curated record. Lineage: Eukaryota; Metazoa; Chordata; Mammalia; Rodentia; Muridae. Gene Ontology annotation, molecular function: cysteine-type deubiquitinase activity; cysteine-type endopeptidase activity; protein binding.